GUUCAAUUAAAUUAUUUUCUUUUUUCUUUUUUCUCUAAUUGAUAAAAUAUCUUCCACAUUUCCAUAGUUCUUCCCUUCAAAUAUAUUUCUCUUGUAUUAUAAAUUGAGCGUACGUGUAAUUAAAUAAAUCCUUGUCAAAUAUUUUAUCUCUCUUUGAAACAAAACUAAGGACAAGUCAGUCUGAAUCAUGUUUUUCUACUAGAAUUUGUACUUUAUUUUCAGUGGCUGCUGUUGUGUGAGGAGAAAUCAUGUGAUGAAAGUAAGAUUUUCCAAGAGCUUCUUGAGAAUUCCCAGAUCAUUCCAACAUUUUUGGAGGGGAUUAUCUCUCCCUCUCCUGGGAGUCUCUCUUUUGGUUUCUGAAGUGAGGAUCCUUGAUGUAACUGCAUCCUAAUCCCGGUUCUGUGCCUGGAUCUGAGUGAAUGUUGUUGUUCCUUUGGCUCCUGAAAUAGAAGUCAGUGUUGGAGAGGGACCUGAGCCGAACCCACUGAGCUCCAGUGAGCCCAGUCUGGUGAUGUCUCUCCGCUGCUUUGCCACAGUGCAGACACAAAGGGUGGCUGAUAUAGUCCCAGGGCAAUGCUAUCCCAGGGGGAUACUCUGAACGGGCCGCAGCCAUUGUGGAGCGACAAAUACUGACCUCACUCUCCACUUGUUCCACUUGUGUUGGCAUGAAAGCCCAGAGCUGGCAAACAUGACUGCAGCAGUGUGACCUCUGACAGCAGAGAUGUGAUGAAAUGGACGGGCCGGUGCAGAUCUUAUGCUCACUUCCUUGUUUUCCUGACCGUGUCCUCGCAUGACCUCUGGUGAGCAAGCUGACCCCUGUCCUCACAUGGAUACCACUACCAACUCUAGUGUGUGUGUGUGUGUCUCUAUCGCUGUCAACCAGUGACAGGGUUUGGGUCCAGAACUGUCUGCGGACUGUUGAAAUCACCUUUCGUCAUCUUGAACUAGUGACUCAGACGGAUGAGUCAUGACUCAGCAGAUCAGUUGCACAACAUCCCUACUUUCUCCUCAACUGCGUCUUUGUCUCAAGCUGCGGUCCGAACUCUUCUCAUUCACAUAUCCACUCGCAUGCUCGGCCUCCUCACUUUCAUGCUGCCCCAUGAUCCAAAAUAUCCGCCUCAGACUUUCAUUCUGUUUUCAGAUGAGAAAUUAGCCUUGAGGUUUGAGUUGCAUGACGUCAUGCGUGAGCUCCCAUUAAUCUUCUCAAGUUGCUCUUGCAAGCCGCCUGUCAUAGAGAAGUGAACAGCGCCCUCUAGUGGUCACCAGCCUAAACUACCACAACAAUGACGUUAUUUUCAGUGCAACUAUGCGUGGUUUAUCAUCUCGUUUAUCUUCCUUAUUUUAUUUUGUCUUAGUAUUGUUGCCUUUUUUCACAAAACAAAUGAUGUCUUUGUUUUCCUUUCCUUUUUUUCUUUUAUUUAUUACUUUAUUUUUUGUUUUUCCUACAAUAAAUGACAUGCACGUGAUGACAUUUACAAUGGUUUUCACUAGAAGACUUCCUUGCUUACCCUGCCAAAUAGUCAAGUCAAACUAUUCUGCGUACUUGACACAAGAAGUAAAAAACAAAAGCAAUGUAGUUGCAUAUAACGUUCACUAUUUCAUGUAUUAUGCUGCCGGUUUAUUAGUCAUGUUGUGUCAUGGUGGGUUGUUCAACUAAAGUGUGUGAAACCUUUGAUUUAUUUCAACUAUUUUGAGCUUGCGAGCAGAUUUUGUGAUGAAGGAGGAGUGUGAGAUGUAGCAGUGGCGGGUCAGUUGUUUCCAUGCGCCGGCGUGUUGAUCUGUCCAGACUCCCAGCGCUGCCAAAGAGAAGCCUUCUGACCGGCUGCUCUGUGAACUUUUGGCUCCUGCUGUGAGACAGAGGACGAAAAGAGGAGGAUUAGAGACCACGAUUAGCGCUGCCUUCCUCCAUAGAUGACUCUAGUCUUCUGUAUGAUCCAAGAAAGCACGAGUGUGGCGUCACAUGACCAACAUUUGACUGUCUUUUGAAGGAGUGCAGUGUUGCGACCGUGUUUCUCGCUGCUCACGAGCAGAUGGAGAGAACAAUCUCUUCAGAGGACUUGACCCGACGCUCACCUCUGUCUGCUCCUUUCUAAACAGAUCCUUCUUGGAGGGUGGAGGCCAAACUCCAACCAGCUUCCCCCUCGACUGCUGCUUCACCUCUGAAAGUCCAGAGGAGAAACGUAUGAGACACAGAUGGCACGUCAUGCAGUGCAGUGCUGGCCUUCACAAACACCAUGUGAGUCAGCAAAUGAGUCAGUGAGGCCGCAGCGAUGAGUCACCGUGGCCAUGAUGGUGGUGUCCACUGACGGCCCAUGGACUCGGUCAGAGCCGUGACGCCACGUUCCCCCUCGGCGCUGACUGCUGGAUCCCGGCAAGCCGACGCGCUCUGGCAGGUGUCUGAAGGUCUGGGCACGAGCCGGGGAGAGCGGAGCCACCGCGGGAGGAGAUUCUUACACCUGAACCGUCAUGGCCAUCACAUCUGGUACCACGGCAACCGUCGCCGAGUGACGAAGCAUCGAGGACUGAUGUGCUGCUCUCUGCUGCAGGAGGAGGAGGCCAGAUCUGGGCGGCACGGAGGGAUGGCGGUGGAGGAGAAGCCAGGUGUGAAGAGCAGCAGCUCCAUCCUGCCCUGCUUCCUGUUUGUGGAGCUGGUCAUCAUGGCUGGGACGGUUCUGCUCGCCUACUACUUCGAGUACACCGACACUUUCCCUGUGCACAUCCAGGGCUUCUUCUGCUUCGACAAGACCUUCUCCAAGCCUUAUCCUGGGCCGGAGCACAGCAGCAAGAUCCCGCCGGUGCUCAUCUACUCGCUGGUCACCGCCGUUCCCACCCUCACGAUUCUAGCCGGGGAACUGUGCGCCUUCUUCACCAAGGCCGAGGGAACGCAGGAGAAGACCAUCGUGACGGCAGACUGCUGCUACUUCAACCCUCUCCUGAGAAGAAUCAUACGCUUCCUAGGUGUCUACGCCUUCGGCCUCUUCACCACCACCAUCUUCGCUAACGCCGGCCAGGUCGUGACCGGAAACCAGACGCCGCACUUCCUCUCCGCCUGCCGGCCGAACUACACCGCCCUGGGCUGCCAGUCCACCAUGCAGUACGUCACAGAGCGCCGCGCUUGCACCGGCAACCCGCUGAUCAUCAUGUCAGCUCGGAAAUCCUUCCCAUCUAAGGACUCUGCGCUCAGUGUCUACUCUGCAGUGUACACAGUGAUGUACGUGACGCUGGUGUUUCGGACCAAAGGCACGCGGCUGACCAAGCCCACCAUCAGCCUCACACUGCUCUGCCUGGCCAUGAUCGUGGGCGUGGUCCGAGUGGCCGAGUACCGCAACCACUGGGCCGACGUGCUGGCGGGGUUCUUCACCGGGGGCGCCAUCGCUGUCUUUUUGGUGACCUGUGUGAUUAACAACUUCCAGCAGCUGCAGCCCCUCCCCGCUCCGCCUACAGCCCAGCGGCCCGAGUCGGUGCUGGGAAUGGCCAUGGUGUCGCUGCCCUGCGUGGAGAGUCCGCUCGAAAAACUGCGCGCGGGGAGGUCACAUGACCAUCAGCCCUAUCGGUUCCCCACCACGCCCGAUGUCCUCAUACCGUCUCGCUCCAUCUCCAGCGAAGUCUAGACCAGCCCGAGCAGCGCUCGCCUUGCUCCGCCCACCCGGCCGGACGCUACGCCACGCUGCACCGCUCCUACUCCACGCAGGUCUAGACUCGCUGGCACGCUUUCCUCUCCGUCCCAGGGAACCGAUAGGGAACUUUUCAGACUUGAGCCGGUCACUCGGCAGAGUACACUUGUUUUUUAUGACCUGAAUGGAUUUCUACAGUCACCGGGCCGCCACUUUCCAGCUCCUGGGGCAUUUGGUUUCUGAACUUCUGUGUCACUGGGAACGUCUGCGCUGGUCCGUCUUUCAUCCCUACACUCAAAAUUCAGUCUACGACCAAAUUUAAUCCAUUUUUUAACACGUUUACAACGAAAACAACUGAUAUUCUUCAGUGGGUCCUCGAACUAGUCGAACCGCUCCGAGCUCUGACCUCAUCCCUGAGAAUGACGGGCACAGAGUUGGUGAACCAUCGCUGUGAAUGAUAGGACUCUUUCUGCGUUUUGUUUUCGGACUUCAGAUUUCCCUUUAAACGCUGUUAUCCAUCAGUAUUUAGUGUCUUUCAUGAGUCCAGCGCAAACUGACUCAAACAGCUUCCUGGACAGACUCAAGUUGCGUUGGAGGAAGUACUGCGGUCGGAAUUGGUCGGGGAUACAUGAGCGCGAGUCACCGUCUGACCAGCUGUGUCGGACUGCGACAGAGCGCCCUGCAGUGACGGCUCAGACUCGGUCCUCACCGGGGCCAUGUUUCCUGCUGAAUUUGGAGUGGAGGAAUGAAACGCGCCGUGGUUCUGUAUGGAGCGUUUCCGCAGCUCGACAUGUCUUGAGCCAGCGGGUCACAGGAGGUUAGGAUUUCUGGACCAAGGAAACCUGCUGACACCUCUGCUGUGGGGAUUUACUCGUCCAAACACCAGUGUGAGGAAGCCAUCCACGCUCUCCGGAGACGCCGGAGCUUUACCCAGAUCAAAGGCCUCAGAGCCGGCGCCCGAUGAAAGAGACACGUCCUCACUCACUCUCUGAGACACCAAGCAACCGCUGUGUGUCUGGUCCUGGCAUGUGAGGGUUCAGAACCAGUGGUUUUCUACAGAGCUUUGGUCUGUAAAUAUGUGUUGCCACGGAGGACGGCCACAGUUUUGCGGGUUUGAUUUGCACACCCUUCUCCCUCACGUCGUGUUGCUGUGAAAUGUUUCCCCCUGCUGGUCGACACACAACUCUUCAUGAAGAGCACAAAAGUGACACCCUGCUGUUGGCCGCCUUCACAUGACUGGGGUUGUUGUUCUGGAGUCUUGUUUGAGUGAAAUUCACGCUUCAGUUCCGCGAAAUGCUUCAGCUGACGUGACUCGAGCAGCAGCACGUGACAUUCAAAGUCAUUCAAAGAGAAACUAGAAAAGCACACGGAGAGCGCAGACCUCCCCACAGCAGCUCCUCUACACCCCACAUGCUCCUCCUACGUUUGUCUCUUCUCUAUAAAUCCACACCGUUGUUUACGACCGGAUGUGUUCAGUAGUAACAUCUUCCACGGCAGCAGUUCCAGGUGUCCCUCACCAGACCAGGUGAUGUCACCACCCUAACACCCAGGCUGGUGAUGUACUUUACAGGAUGGAGGCUGAACAAAUGCUGAUCACUCUGGUAUCUGAUAUUAAAAUGCAGUUAAUCGUGAUCAAUCCAUUAAAAGUGAGACCCAACAGGAACACAGUCAUGUGAACACGCCCCCCCUCACCCCUCCUCUCCUGCCUGUAUGAUACUGUACAUAGAUCUUUUGUAUCAGCUGUGUUUCUACUGCGCCGUGCGGCUCUGAGUCACCGAUGAACCGAGGUCACAUGUGUUUACUGCUGGAGGAUUUCUCAUUAAACCUGGAAGCGUC
This is a messenger RNA of Synchiropus splendidus (mandarinfish), 5450 nucleotides long. RefSeq names its product phospholipid phosphatase related 2a (gene plppr2a). Gene Ontology annotation, molecular function: phosphatidate phosphatase activity. Gene Ontology annotation, biological process: signal transduction; phospholipid metabolic process; phospholipid dephosphorylation. Bases 2313 to 3611 code for a protein of 432 amino acids. NCBI's taxonomy places the organism in Eukaryota, Metazoa, Chordata, Actinopteri, Syngnathiformes, Callionymidae. The transcript has 10 exons. The record is from RefSeq and is a predicted model, not a curated record.